AUGCAGAGACCUGGAGCUUUGUGUCUCACUUCAUGGAUCACAGGAACUGGAGCUCUGUAUUUAAGCUUCUUGCAGAUAGCAGGCUCUGCGUCAGACUGUGAGCUUGGCGAGAGGUGCAUCAGGCAAAGCGAUGAAAACUUUAGCAGCUGGUAUGUGUGGUUCCUGAUGUUGUUUUUCCUGGCCUUGCUCCUGUCCUGUGGGAUCUGCUGCUGCCUGCAGUGCUGGCUGAAACGGAGGAGCUGCCUCCCCCACCGACGCACCCUGGCUGUCUUUGCACUCAGCAGUUCAGAUGCCUUUUGCGCGAGUGAAGCACCUGAGUGCCCAUUCUCUGGAUCUCCCUGCACGACUGCGGAGAUGUCCUCUUCUUCUGCCUCACAGUUCAGCCUUGGGGAAACUGAGUUGCCUCCAUCCUAUGAGGAUAUCAUGAAGGAAAACAAGCUCUAG
This is a messenger RNA of Nestor notabilis (Kea), 444 nucleotides long. RefSeq names its product transmembrane protein 207 (gene TMEM207). Lineage: Eukaryota; Metazoa; Chordata; Aves; Psittaciformes; Psittacidae. The transcript is spliced from 5 exons. Bases 1 to 444 code for a protein of 147 amino acids. The record is from RefSeq and is a predicted model, not a curated record.